AUGACUUUCGGAGAAUCGGAUCAAGCAGAAGCCGGCCCUGGAGGGGGCCCCAUCGAAGAUGAAGACGAAGUGGAGGAGGAGUGUUUGGAGAAUUGCGCUAAGUCCUGUCCUCCUCCUAUCAAGAAUCUGUGCGCCUCCAACAGAUUCGACAACCUGCACGUGGAAAUGCUGUACCAGCGCUACUUUCUGCGCAUGAACCAGACUAAUAUGACACACCUGCUGGGACUGCUGCUGGGGGUGUCCGUGGGCCCUCAUGUUCAUACAGCUCCGGACGAUGAUUUAUUCACCACAUUUUCUUCAACAACUUUUUUCUCGCCUGAUAAUGUUUCACUCACUGAUUAUGACCCACGCAUAAGUAACAGCACCAGCGAACCAAUUUAUGGACUACGUGAACAAGACGCAUUCGUCUCCAAUGACCUGGAUGACCUGAACACGUCUAUGUUACGUCGUGAUGAAUACCGAGAGAAGGGGCGGAUAGCACAGAUCAUCAACGGCGUUAUCCUCGGUAUUACUGCUCUGGUCUACGGCUAGCUUGCAUUGGCCAGCACCGCCGUAUUGCGAUCUGUGAGCUUAAGCGCAGGGGUGUGCGCGCUGUUCACUUCUUAUGCCACUUACGCAACCCUGCCACUGCGCUUACAUGAGGCUACCAUCGGUGGACUGGUGCUGGCCGCUGUCAACAUCGGAGCUCAUAUCAUCCUGGAAGAUACCACUGACAUGGAAAUCCUGUGCACCAUUGGAACAUGA
Messenger RNA from Arctia plantaginis, 744 nucleotides. NCBI's taxonomy places the organism in Eukaryota, Metazoa, Arthropoda, Insecta, Lepidoptera, Erebidae. The record is from the annotation of a GenBank genome assembly.